CGCCGCGCCCGCCAUGGACGUCCGCCUGUACCCCUCGGCGCCCGCGGUGGGCGCGCGGCCCGGGGCCGAGCCGGCCGGCCUGGCGCCCCUGGACUAUUACCACUGCGGCAAGUUUGAUGGUGACAGUGCCUACGUGGGGAUGAGUGACGGAAACCCGGAGCUCCUAUCAACCAGUCAGACCUACAACAGCCAGAACGAGAGCAACGAAGACUAUGAGAUCCCCCCGAUAACACCUCCCAACCUCCCCGAGCCAUCCCUCCUGCACCUGGGGGACCACGAAGCUGGCUACCACUCGCUGUGCCACGGCCUCGCGCCCAACGGACUGCUCCCUGCCUACUCCUACCAGGCCAUGGACCUCCCCGCCAUCAUGGUAUCGAACAUGCUGGCCCAGGACAGCCACCUGCUGUCAGGCCAGCUGCCCACGAUCCAGGAGAUGGUCCACUCGGAGGUUGCUGCCUACGACUCGAGCCGACCAGGGCCCCUGCUGAGCCGCCCGGCGAUGCUGGCCAGCCACAUGAGCGCCCUCAGCCAGUCCCAGCUCAUUUCUCAGAUGGGCCUCCGGAGCGGCAUCGCCCACAGCUCCCCGUCACCUCCAGGGAGCAAGUCAGCGACCCCCUCUCCCUCCAGUUCAACUCAGGAGGAGGAGUCGGAAGCACAUUUCAAGAUGUCAGGAGAGAAGAGACCCUCGGCUGACCCAGGAAAAAAGGCCAAGAACCCAAAGAAGAAGAAGAAGAAAGACCCCAACGAGCCCCAGAAGCCCGUGUCAGCCUACGCGCUCUUCUUCAGAGACACCCAGGCUGCCAUUAAGGGACAGAACCCCAGCGCCACCUUCGGGGAUGUGUCCAAAAUCGUGGCCUCCAUGUGGGACAGCUUGGGAGAGGAGCAGAAACAGGCCUACAAGAGGAAGACCGAGGCGGCAAAGAAGGACUAUCUGAAGGCUCUGGCCGCCUACAGGGCCAGCCUUGUCUCCAAGAGCUCCCCGGACCCGGGGGAGACCAAGAGCACGCAAGCGAGCCCUCCGGCCAAGAUGCUCCCACCCAAGCAGCCCAUGUAUGCCAUGCCAGGCCUGGCCUCCUUCCUGACUCCAUCGGACCUGCAGGCCUUCCGCAGCGGGGCCUCUCCCGCCAGCCUCGCCCGGACUCUGGGCUCCAAGUCGCUGCUGCCAGGCCUCAGCGCAUCCCCGCCUCCGCCACCCUCCUUCCCGCUCAGUCCCCCGCUGCACCAGCAGCUGCCUCUGCCCCCCCACGCCCAGGGCGCCCUGCUCAGUCCCCCUGUUAGCAUGUCCCCAGCCCCCCAACCCCCUGUCCUGCCCACUCCCAUGGCACUCCAGGUGCAGCUGGCUAUGAGCCCCUCACCUCCAGGGCCACAGGACUUCCCUCACAUCUCCGAGUUCCCCGGCGGCUCCGGCUCCCGCUCCCCUGGCCCGUCCAACCCCACAAGCAGCGGAGACUGGGACAGCAGCUACCCCAGCGGGGAGUGUGGCAUCAGCACCUGCAGCCUGCUCCCCAGGGAUAAAUCGCUCUACCUCACCUAAUCCCGCCUCCCCCUCCUCCCUGAGGCUUGCUGGAAGGGCACUGCUCAGAGCCGGAAGGGCCAACAGCAGAGAAAAGGCCUGGGCAGAAGCAGGGUGACAGAGAAGAGAGAGCAGUGACAUGCCAAUGCCCCAGGGCUGAGACUCUCCCUCGACCUCCCACCAGACCGCAGAGGCAGCCCGCCGCCCGCCGCCAGCCCAGAGAACCUGCAGGAACCUUCCGCCCCCUGACCUGCUUGCUCCAGGGUUACUGUGGCCCC
Equus quagga is the source of this 1791-nucleotide messenger RNA. It is a transcript of the gene TOX2, whose product is annotated as TOX high mobility group box family member 2. Gene Ontology annotation, biological process: regulation of transcription by RNA polymerase II. Gene Ontology annotation, cellular component: nucleus. The transcript has 9 exons. Gene Ontology annotation, molecular function: chromatin DNA binding. The coding region runs from base 14 to 1534 and encodes 506 amino acids. Lineage: Eukaryota; Metazoa; Chordata; Mammalia; Perissodactyla; Equidae. The record is from RefSeq and is a predicted model, not a curated record.